This is a messenger RNA of Penicillium longicatenatum, 1992 nucleotides long. Its product is annotated as putative glucan 1,4-alpha-glucosidase. The transcript is spliced from 4 exons. Gene Ontology annotation, molecular function: glucan 1,4-alpha-glucosidase activity; starch binding. The record is from RefSeq and is a predicted model, not a curated record. Gene Ontology annotation, cellular component: fungal-type vacuole. The coding region runs from base 1 to 1992 and encodes 663 amino acids. Gene Ontology annotation, biological process: polysaccharide catabolic process. NCBI's taxonomy places the organism in Eukaryota, Fungi, Ascomycota, Eurotiomycetes, Eurotiales, Aspergillaceae.
AUGGCUUCUCGUAUCUUGACUGCGCUAUGCGCGCUGGCUCUGGGCCACACGGCCAUGGCCAUCCCUCAAUGGAUGAACUUAGCGCCACGAGCAACCACUAGUGUGGCGAGCUGGUUGGCCACGGAGACGGCUGUGGCUAGAACAGGCAUUCUCGAUAAUAUUGGAUCUGCAGGUGCCUAUGCUGGGAGUGCAGACUCCGGCAUCGUCAUUGCUAGUCCUAGCACGGAUAGUCCUGACUGUGAGUUCAAGACGGCAGAGAUGGGGAAGACCAAGUCACUGACUGAAGCAGAUUACUAUACUUGGACUCGUGACUCGGCUUUGACCUUGAAAUGCCUGGUUGAUCUAUUCAAGAAUGGCGAUACGGACCUCCUUGACGUGAUCGAGGAGUACAUUGAUUCUCAGGCGUACAUCCAGACGGUUUCCAACCCGUCUGGCUCUCUCUCUGCCGGCACUGGACUUGGUGAGCCCAAGUUCAAUGUUGAUGAGACUGCCUACACGGGAUCUUGGGGACGUCCCCAGCGUGAUGGCCCUGCUCUUCGUGCUACUGCGCUGAUUGGCUUUGGCCAGUGGUUGGUGAGCAAUGGAUACACCACGACCGCUACCAAUAUUGUGUGGCCGAUUGUUCGCAAUGAUCUGUCUUACGUGGCCCAAUAUUGGAAUCAGACCGGAUAUGACCUGUGGGAGGAGGUUUCUGGGUCCUCUUUCUUCACCAUCGCUGUUCAGCACCGUGCUCUGGUGGAAGGCAGCAAGUUCGCCAGCUCAAUUGGCUCGUCUUGCUCGUACUGUGACUCUCAAGCCCCUCAGAUUCUCUGCUUCCUCCAGUCCUUCUGGACCGGAUCAUAUACCUUGGCGAAUUUUGGCAGUAGUCGCACGGGCAAGGAUGCCAAUACCCUUUUGGGCAGCAUCCACACGUUCGAUCCUGAGGCAGCCUGUGAUGACAGCACUUUCCAACCAUGUUCUUCGCGUGCAUUAGCAAACCACAAGGUUGUGACGGACUCUUUCCGGUCCAUCUAUACCAUCAACUCUGGUAUCAGUGCUGGUGUUGCGGUAGCGGUCGGUCGUUACCCCGAGGAUUCGUACUACAAUGGAAACCCCUGGUUCCUGUGCACCCUCGCAGCGGCAGAGCUCUUAUACGACGCUUUGUACCAGUGGAAUCGCAUCGGUUCCUUGACAAUCAACAGUGUGUCUUUGGCCUUCUUCACCGAUCUGUAUAGCUCAGCCGCAACUGGAACCUAUUCUUCGUCCAGCGCCACAUACUCAUCGAUUGUGAGUGCCGUGAAGACCUACGCAGAUGGAUACGUUAGCAUUGUGGAGAAAUAUGCUUCAAGCAACGGAUCGAUGUCGGAACAGUUUGACAGAUCCAGUGGUGCGCAGCUUUCAGCUCGCGAUCUGACUUGGUCGUAUGCAGCCCUACUGACCGCAAACAUGCGCCGCAACUCUGUUGUCCCCGCAGGAUGGGGCGAGACCUCUGCUAGUAGUGUUCCAGCCACCUGCAGCUCGACUUCGGCCAUUGGUACCUUUAGCUCUGCCACCAACACCGCGUGGCCCACCACCUUGACCAGUGUAUCUGGGACAGCGACUACAACGGCCACCACCACUGGCACCGGGACCACGACCGUGACUACAACCAAAUCCACAUCUACCACGAAGACGACCACUACCUCAUGCACCACGCCUACUGCAGUCGCGGUGACUUUUGAUUUGAUUGCGACCACUACUUACGGGGAAAACAUUAAGAUUGCUGGCUCCAUCGAUGCACUCGGCUCUUGGGACACCGAUGAUGCCGUUGCUCUUAGUGCCAGUGAUUAUACGAGUAGCAAUCAUCUCUGGUUCGUGACUCAGAGUAUCCCGGCUGGAACCGUUUUCGAGUACAAGUACAUCCGAGUCGAGAGCGAUGGAACGAUUGAGUGGGAGAGUGACCCGAACCGUUCUUACACUGUUCCGGCUGCUUGUGCCACCACGGCUGUGACGAAGAGUGAUACCUGGCGGUGA